AUGGAUUCGGAGGGUACUUCUAGGGAGGUUACUUCUAGGGAGGUUACUAGGGAUAUUGUUAGCUUACCUAACAACCCGUCAAAUAUCGGGGAAAUAGCCAAUGUAGCUCUUAAAACUACUGUCGCUAUUGGUGAAAUGCUGCCGUUUGCAGCAGCCGCUUGUCAACUAGCAAGUCAAAUUAUAGACAUGGUAGAAUCAGCUCAACGUCAUAAAAAAAUCUGUAAAGACUUAUCGAGAAGAAUUGACAAAGCGACAAAAAGAAUACAAGCAAAUACACCAACAAAAGAUGUAAGCCUUGCGAUCCAAGUUUCAUAUCUCCUACAAAGCCCAUGCAAUGCAUGA
Messenger RNA from Ambispora gerdemannii, 342 nucleotides. The record is from the annotation of a GenBank genome assembly. NCBI's taxonomy places the organism in Eukaryota, Fungi, Glomeromycota, Glomeromycetes, Archaeosporales, Ambisporaceae.